AUGUCUUUGGAGCUCCUCUCGCUGGAUGAUGAUGUCCUCGAUCACGUCGCGUCGUUUCUUCAUCCUCUAAAUGCUCUCGCCCUGUACCGUUCUAAGCGGAUCCAUAUCAUCGCCCUCCGACAGGCCCUCGCUACACUCUUCAUCAACAACCAUUCGUUGUUCUUCAGAAUGGUAGACUACAUGCUCGCAGACAUCCCAAACCGGUUGCAUCACUUGCGCGACCUGUAUCUUUUUAUAGGGCCAAUCGUCGAUGAAUUCAAUCAUGUAGACGAAGACGAGGGCGAGUUAAAUCUGAUUUAG
This is a messenger RNA of Fibroporia radiculosa, 300 nucleotides long. RefSeq lists its product as uncharacterized. Lineage: Eukaryota; Fungi; Basidiomycota; Agaricomycetes; Polyporales; Fibroporiaceae. Bases 1 to 300 code for a protein of 99 amino acids. The record is from RefSeq and is a predicted model, not a curated record. The transcript has a single exon.